This is a messenger RNA of Aphanomyces invadans, 1748 nucleotides long. RefSeq lists its product as hypothetical. Bases 20 to 1696 code for a protein of 558 amino acids. The transcript is spliced from 4 exons. NCBI's taxonomy places the organism in Eukaryota, Oomycota, Saprolegniomycetes, Saprolegniales, Verrucalvaceae. The record is from RefSeq and is a predicted model, not a curated record.
AUUUCAUCAGCACACAGACAUGCGCGGCAGGAGGGUCGCGACGUUGACUUGGCGCGGGAGUACUGGCGUGCGACGAUGGAGCUCGGUUUCAGGAGAUAUCUACGCUCAGAAGCUUCAGCAUCACUUGCUGGAUGGUGAGUUCCAUGCUGCCAUGGACAUGUACAAGCUGACGACCAAGGAGACGCCAAAGAGCUUGCAGAACGUGAUGGCACUGAUUGAGCAGCUCGCAGCCAAGAAAGAUGCUGCACGAGUGCAACGAAGCACGAUUGCGUUCUUCUUGAAGCAACAGCGAAUAUUGGCAAGUCCGCUUCUUGCUGCGUAUAACGAUCUGGACGUGGUACCACCGCCUCCUGCGUUUCGAGAGAUGCUGCUCUUCCUCGUCCAAGCAAGCGACUUGCCCCGAAUUGUUCAAGCUCUGCAUAUGGCUUUGGAGCAUCGCAUUCCUAUUGCUGCCGAUGCAUUCCAUCAAUGCUUCCUCCUCGGUCGCGACGAAGAGUACGAGGACUCUGCUGUCGAGGGCACGACCGCCGAUGAGUUCGACUGCCGGAUAUUCACGUCGCUCUUCUCCCGGUGCUGCGCAGCUGGGUUAGUUGCACCAAUGUCCUAUCCUGGCCUGGGAGACUCUAUUCUUUCGGCAUGCUUUCGAAGAGGCAUCCUUGACGAAGCGGUGGCAUGCAUUGCUCAGUUGCCACCAGGGUCUGUGCAGGACGUGGUGCACCAGCUCAUGCUUGCGAUUGUCCAAACUUCAUCUGACUUCACAGCUUCCAAGGUUGCUGCCACUCGACAAGCCUUGUACGAGAGCCUUGUAUCGUUUUACAAAUACCACGACCGUACGUAUGCUUGGCACAUUUUCCAACUCAUGGAACAGCAUCACCUCACCCUCCCACCGCGUCUGCUCAACGAUAUUGCUCUGUCGGUUUUAAAGCAAGGUGCGCGAAAGGAUGCAGUAGACGCUGUGGUGGAUCACGCGAUCCGCCAUCAUAUCCAUGUGGACGAUUCCGUCUAUUCGGCUGGGCUCGACCAACCUAACGCGCCACUGGACUGGGCACACCGUUUACUUGAAGCCAAUCAACAUGGCAUGCCACUAUCGUCAGCAUUGCUUGCCGACGCGGUGGUCAAGGCGCUUUGUCAUGAAGGUUACGAUUUGGCGAGCGAGUUGUAUGCGAUUCUGCUGUGUCAAAAUGAAGGGCAGCCUGCUCAUUCUGACCAUGCAAUGCUCCACUUGACGAUGCAAACCCUCGACGAAGCGAGGAGGCGCAAUGGAGAAGAUACCGCGUCCCAGCAGCUCAUUGUGGACGCUUUGCUUCGACGACAAGAGGAACGAGUGAUGGAGCUCUUUCACUUACUUGCAGUUCCUGAAAGGGCCUCCCGGAUCGACUCACCAUUGCUUGAAGCGCUGUUACCCGCUGCUCCUACAGCCAAAGAUGCCGCUGCCCUGUUCCGACAUUCAAACACCCACAACAUACCGCUGUCUGCAGCUGCAGUCGAGGCGUGUCUGACCAAGUUCGCAGCCCAGGCGCAUCAAGACCUCAUUGCAUGCGUCCGUGGUGUCGUCACUGCCAACCUCGUGCCAACAACAGUGGCUCUCCAGACACUCCUCGAUGCUGCCGUGCGAGGAAUAGACUCGGCCAUUCCCCUGGAAGCGCGGGACUGCGGCGGUACAGUUGCCCCAGAUGGCGCUGCUCCUCCAUUGUGAUAAAAUCGAGAUUUCACUAAAAAACAAUCAAAUAUUUCGGACAAUCAUGAAA